Rosa rugosa (rugosa rose) is the source of this 890-nucleotide messenger RNA. RefSeq names its product ethylene-responsive transcription factor ERF020-like. NCBI's taxonomy places the organism in Eukaryota, Viridiplantae, Streptophyta, Magnoliopsida, Rosales, Rosaceae. Gene Ontology annotation, molecular function: DNA binding; DNA-binding transcription factor activity. The record is from RefSeq and is a predicted model, not a curated record. Gene Ontology annotation, biological process: regulation of DNA-templated transcription. The transcript has a single exon. Bases 137 to 637 code for a protein of 166 amino acids.
CUAAAAUUUAGCCCCACGACUAUUUUUAGCCCUUUCAGUUGGAGCAGGCCUGACACUCUCCUGCUCCUUUUCUCUCCACCAACACCAAAUCCACACAACCUUACAAUUUGGAGUGAAUUCGCACACGAUAAAAGUAAUGAGUUACAGUUCAGAAGACAGCAGCAGUCCGACGACGGCCGGGAACGGCCGCAAGUUGAAGGGAGUGCGUCAAAGAAAAUGGGGCAAGUGGGUGUCGGAAAUCCGCGUCCCCGGCACGCAGGACCGCCUCUGGCUCGGCUCUUUCUCCACUGCCGAGGCCGCCGCCGUUGCUCGCGACGUUGCUUACUAUUGCUUGCAUAAGCCUUCGACUCUGGAGGGCCUCAACUUUCCUACAAUCUUGCCUUGUUCGGUUAAUCAAACGGCGGACAUGUGGCCGAGGUCGAUACAGAAGGCGGCUUCAGAUGCCGGCAUGGCUGUUGAUGCUCAGCUGAUCAAUGCUUAUAGUAACAGCUCGUCGUCUCCGCAAAACGGGAGACAGGCCAACGGAAGUGAGCCACGUGGAAUGCAGAGCGGCGGGUGUUGGGACGACGCCGGUGAGAGUUCAUCAGCCACUACCGGCGGCGUGGCGCUGAGUAUUUCGAUUGAAGAUUAUCUCUAGACUCUAGCUAGCUAAUAGUAGAAAAAUGUUAAGACUAUCUUUUGAUCGGUUGACGGUUUUUCUAAGACUGUCAACGUUUGGCUGUCUUUUUCGACAGCGGGAGGUGACGCACGGAGUGGCAUCAUAUGUAUUAGCUUGGAGCUUACAUGUUGUAUAUGUGUAUAUAGGGGUCACUCAACUUGUGGGUGAGUUCUGUACCCCAGAAAUGGAAACAUAACUGAUAAUGAUUUAAAAUAGAAAGUUGGUUUUUCAA